Messenger RNA from Tetrapisispora phaffii CBS 4417, 3297 nucleotides. It is a transcript of the gene KCS1, whose product is annotated as inositol polyphosphate kinase KCS1. Gene Ontology annotation, cellular component: cytoplasm; nucleus. Gene Ontology annotation, biological process: phosphatidylinositol phosphate biosynthetic process; inositol phosphate biosynthetic process. The transcript has a single exon. The coding region runs from base 1 to 3297 and encodes 1098 amino acids. Gene Ontology annotation, molecular function: inositol hexakisphosphate kinase activity. The record is from RefSeq and is a predicted model, not a curated record. Lineage: Eukaryota; Fungi; Ascomycota; Saccharomycetes; Saccharomycetales; Saccharomycetaceae.
AUGGAGAAUAGAAGUCAGACGGCUGGUAAUAAUAAAAAGGAUAAGAAUAAUAGUAAUGUAAUUGCGGAAAGUUUCCAUUUAGGUCCUUCUACUGAAAUAGUCAAAAGAAACGACAACAAUUUCAAUAUGCAUUUAUACCCAUCUACUCCAAACUUCAGAUCCAAUUCAGUUUCGAAAGAUAUCAGAAAAAACAAUUCUUCGAAUUUUUUGAAAGGUAGGAAGGCAAGUACAUAUUUGAGAAUUUUUACAGAAGACCAAAAUAGUAACCAAGAUGAAACAAUAUCGGAUAAUCAAGGUGACAUUUACAACAAUAGUGAUUGUAGUAAUAAUUCCAAUAUAUCAGUUACUGGGAAUAUCCUACGGCUUGCAAAUCGAAAAUCGGUUACAAAUAUUGGAACAAAUUCAGAUAAUAAUAAACCGUUUUCAUUACCCAAAACUAUUGAAUUCAGUAAUAUGGACAAAUCAUUUGAUUCUGUUACGGAAUCACUUUCGCAUAUUGACAAGCUACGUAUCACUACUAAGUCAAAUGACAUCGGUAGUCAUAAAAUCAAACCAGUCGAUUCUAAUGGUCUAGACGACAGUUGUAACACUAUAUUUGACAGUAAUAGAAACACUGCAGCUAAAAUACCAUUAACCCCAAUAUCGUCGGCAACAUAUUAUCCACAUAAGUUACAGGAUGGAGAAGAGGAAGAAGAUGAGGAUUUUAUCGGAAAUAUUAAUGAAGAACAACAUAUAGUCGCAGUUGAUAAAAAUAGCAUAUUAAAUAAAGAUAAAAUUCAAACCAAGAAUGAAGAUGAUAAGGAUAUUUUCAAGGUCAUAUCUGAAGAUCCUAAAGAACUUCAGAUAAAGACAUAUAAUGAAACUGAUAGUAAAAUUGUUGAUUCUAAUGACAAAAUUAACAAGUCUAACACUGGCAGUGAUGUUUAUGUAAAUAAAGGCGAUAAAGAUGAAGAUGAAGAUGGCCAUGAAUAUCCAUUGGCUGUUGAAUUACAACCAUUUACUCAAACAGUUGGUGGACAUACUGCUAUCUUUAGAUUUUCGAAAAGAGCAGUGUGUAAGGCACUAGUAAACAGAGAAAAUAAGUGGUAUGAAACAAUUGAAUUAAGACAUAAAGAUUUACUGGCUUUUAUGCCUCGGUAUAUUGGCGUAUUAAACGUCAGACAGCAUUUCAGAUCCAGAGAAGAUUUUUUAAGAGAAGUCUCUAGAACUAAAGUUACAAAAAAAGGGAAAAAAAUGGAGAAGGAAAAAAAGUUUGAAAACUUAGUAAAUUCUGUUUCAAGCAACAGUGUAGCAGCGUCAAAGGGUGAAGAUAUCAGAACAGCAUUGUCUGGAACACAUGUACCUUCAAAUGUCACUAAUCAAAUGCAGCUAAGCAAAACAAUGUCCGAUAUUUCUGAGAACGCAGAAAGAUUAGAAAUGAAAUUUAAAAAACAGAAGGAACAUAAGAAACAGAGUAAAAUAUGUCAACCAAAUAUGUGGCCUGAAGUUUUAUUAGAUGAUAACAAGCAUAUAAUUCCAGAAUCAUUAUGGGACAGAUAUGCCAACUUCCCAAACCCUGCAUUAAAUCAUAAACACCAUUAUCCAUAUUCUAGACCAGCGGAUUAUGACGCCUAUAUAGCUGAUAGCUCUAAUUCAACCAAUCAACUCGCUAAAACAGACCCUAUAGACGACGAUAUGAGUAAACAAUCUUUACAGAAGAAAGUAUCCCAUAAGGCUUCAACCAGUUAUGAAUCAAACGAAGUGAGAUUCAGUUGUGACUCAGGUUCUACUUCGGUUAAUACAAAAUUACAAGAGUUAGUACUGAAAGAAGUCUUUGCACCUAAACAGUUGAGGAGAAAUAAAAGUCAGCCUAAUGUAAUGCACAACAUGACAUCAGAUAUAUCAUCAGCAGCCUUGAAAUUAACUGAUGAAUCUACAACCAGUGUACCUAGAGACACUGAUCAAGCUUGUAAUAUAAAUCAGAAUUCAGUUUCAGCUCUUGGUGACCAACGAACAGGAGUAAAGGAAACUUUAUCUAACACUUCAAAUGCAGAUGUUGAGUUUAGUAACAAUAGCCCGUUACUUAAUAAAGUUGAUCAAAGUUGCAUUUCGACUAAUGUUGGAUCUCCACAUUCAGUUAUGGAUUUAGAACAGUUAUAUAAAAAGGAAACUGCAAGAGUUAAUUUCAAAAACGAAAAGAAUGCAUCGAUAAAACUAGCACUAUUAACGUCACAUGAUUCUCAUGAAAAUGUUUCAGUGGUUAAUAAGGACAAGAUUACAUUGUCUACUUUAACUGAUAAAGCAAAUGACAGUGACAUUAGUGACCCGAACAUCUCAGCUACUUUGGUGAUACAGGAAAAUACUGAGCAUAAAGUUAGUAAUGACUGCUUAGGGAGCAAGUCUAAAUACAACAGUAUGAUAGAUGAAACCGAAAAUAUUUCAUUCGAAGAAAAUUCGGGUACAAUUGUUUCUAAAUUUAUAUUAUUAGAAGAUUUAACAAGAAAUAUGAAGAAGCCAUGUGCGCUAGACUUGAAGAUGGGAACUAGACAAUAUGGUGUGGAUGCAACUAUUUCAAAGCAGCUGUCUCAAACUAAAAAGUGUUUAAAUACUACAUCACGUAAAUUAGGUGUGCGUAUUUGUGGCUUAAAAAUCUGGGAUAAAGAUUAUUACAUUUGUAGAGAUAAAUAUUUUGGAAGAAGAGUGAAAAUAGGAUGGCAAUUUGCUAGAACUAUCGCUAGAUUUUUCUACAAUGGUUCUCAAAAUUCUAGUAUCUUAAUGCAAAUUCCCAACAUCAUCUCACAAUUAGAUGAAUUAUUAGUUGUUUUAAAGAAGCUAGUUGGAUAUAGAUUAUACGGAGCUUCAAUAUUAUUGUUAUACGAUGGUGUUCAAAAAGAUUUAAUUAAAAAUAAAUGUAAAGUUAAAUUGAUAGAUUUUGCAAGAGGUGUAACUAAAGAUGAUAUUGACGAAGGAUUGGAAAAAUUUUGCAUUCCACCAAGAUCACCUGGAACAGAGGAUCGUGGGUUCAUUAGAGGUGUCAAAAGUUUAAAAUUUUACUUAAAUUUGAUCUGGAAUUACCUAACAAAUGAUGCUCAAAUGGUCUUUGGAGAGGAAGAAUUGUAUAAUCACGUUUUUAACAACCCUGAUCCAGUAUUGAGGGAACGAUAUUUUAGUAAUUGGGAUUGGUUAGAUGAUUUUGAUAAAGAAAAUGAGAAUGAAGCUAACGAUUCCUCCAGUGCAUUAAGACAAACAUGGAGAAAAUAUGAAUUGAUUUUCGAUGUUGAACCAAUAUAUGAUGACGACGAAAACGUUAGUGAUUGA